AUGUCUGCCUGGCGCCUGGGACUGCACAGCGGGAUUGAUAUCUUCUUUUCAAAGGGCUUCAGAUUAGGAUUUGCUCUUACUUCCCCACCCGGGCCGGAUAUGCCGACCUGGGCGCGGUACUUUUCGCUCGAGGUGAUGUCAGCAAAGUCUCCCCCAGUCCCCGCGGGGCCUCCGCCCGCCGCAAGAUCAGCGCGGGCAUUAAGCGCACUCACUCAACAAAUACUGCGGAUCCUUGCGGCCAGAUAG
Messenger RNA from Puccinia triticina, 246 nucleotides. RefSeq lists its product as uncharacterized. The transcript has a single exon. The coding region runs from base 1 to 246 and encodes 81 amino acids. The record is from RefSeq and is a predicted model, not a curated record. Lineage: Eukaryota; Fungi; Basidiomycota; Pucciniomycetes; Pucciniales; Pucciniaceae.